GGAACCGGAAGUGCUCGCCCGCACUUCUGCUAAGCCAGAACUGGCUUAGUUGCUCACUGAGACUUCUUUCUGGCGCCGCUGGUUCGGUGAGCGCUGGUUGCCGAGGGUUUCGGUCCCAACUGCUGUCAGUAGUGAUCCAGCCAUCCCCAGUCUGCGCGGUCGGAGUUCCCUGCCUCCACUGCAGAACGGAACCAUGGAAGACAAACCACUGGUGGUAUCUAAACAGAAGACAGAAGUGGUAUGCGGUGUGCCCACCCAGGUGGUCUGCACCGCCUUCAGCAGCCACAUCCUGGUUGUAGUGACCCAAUUCGGGAAGAUGGGUACCCUAGUCUCCUUGGAGCCCAGCAAUGUGGCCAAUGACAUCAGCAACCCAGUGCUCACCACAAAAGUCCUCCUUGGGCAGGACGAGCCUCUCAUCCAUGUCUUCGCAAAGAACCUGGUAGCAUUUGUGUCGCAAGAAGCAGGAAACAGAGCCGUCCUCCUGGCCAUGGCCGUGAAGGACAAGAGUAUGGAGAGGCUCAAGGCCCUGAAGGAAGUGAUCCGGCUGUGCCAGGUGUGGUGACCUGCAGUCAGCAGUGCUAGACACUCAGACGUGUAGAUGCUCGGUGACUGGGGUCUCUGCGACCCAUCUUUCCAGCGCCAGGACAGAGCUCAUUCUCUGCCUUUAGCCCUCGAAGCUGGAAACAGCACUCAGGUCUCAGGGGACUCUCUCUGCGUGGCUCCUGUGUUCUGCCUGGGGCACUGGAAACGGUUCUGGACUGCAUGCAGCAGGUGCAUCCACUGAGUGGAAAUCAACAGUCAGUUAUGGGGAUUGGUAACCCUGGGUAACAAGUGCGGAAGCACUUGUCGGAAGAUUUUUUAAUUAUUAUUAAAAAUAAAUCUAAAAUACUUGG
Messenger RNA from Mastomys coucha (southern multimammate mouse), 893 nucleotides. It is a transcript of the gene Psmg3, whose product is annotated as proteasome assembly chaperone 3. Lineage: Eukaryota; Metazoa; Chordata; Mammalia; Rodentia; Muridae. The transcript is spliced from 3 exons. The coding region runs from base 194 to 562 and encodes 122 amino acids. Gene Ontology annotation, biological process: proteasome assembly. The record is from RefSeq and is a predicted model, not a curated record.